AUAUUAAAUGGACUUUGUAUGACCAAUGAAAGCAAAAAGCAAGUUGCAUUGAUGUAAUUACGUUGUAUGUCAAGGUUUAUUCUGUUUUCUGUUGUUUGUCUUUUCUGGUAGCGUAAAGCAAAAUCAUGGGUCCAGUCGAGCUCCUUCACAUGUCGGUAUUUUCUCAGAGCCUCUCUCCCUGCGGUCGGUUUUUAGCUGCGGGGAACAACUACGGUGAGAUCGCAGUUUUCAGUCUGUCAUCCUCACUUAGCCCAGAGGCAACAGAAAUCAACAGAAAACCCAUCCUGACUUUCACAGCUCACGAGGGACCUGUUUUUUCCCUUCUGUCCACCGACACACAUCUUCUUAGUGCAGGAAAUGGAGAGAUCAGUGCUUGGAGUUGGUCAGAGCUGGCAAAAAGAAACACCAAAGCUGUCUGGAUUAGAAGACCACAAUACAAAUUGAGCUUGGAGAUCCCUGAGAUCAAUGCAAUGGUCAUUAAUGCCAGAGACAACAGCCUGGCUGUGGGUGGGGGUGACAGCAACAUUCACAUUAUGGAUUUGGAAAGUGGCAUUUUCAAGUCUGUGCUGCAGGGCCACACUGACUACAUCCACUGCUUGAGCAUCAGAGAGCGGGAAGGAGAGCUGCUCUCCGGUGGGGAGGAUGGAGCUGUCAGGAUGUGGGAUGUCCGAACAGGACAGUCUGUGCACUGUGUGGAGGUUUACAAGUACGAGCAAUGUGCUCGGCCCCAGCAUGGGAAGUGGAUCAGCUGUGUUACCACGGAUUCUGACUGGAUGCUGUGUGGCGGGGGCCCUUCCCUGUCGCUCUGGCAUCUGCGCUCACUCUCCCCCACCUCCGUCUUCCCUAUGUCCGGAUGCCAGCGACAGGCAAUGUUCUACCAGGAUCUUAUCUUAGCAGUGGGGGAGGGCCACUUUGUGUCCCACUGUCUCCUCGGCGGUGAAGUUAAGUCACUGAUUCCCUGCACACCUCCGUCACUCAACACACUGGCUCUGAACACCAACAGCACUGAGCACAGGGUGCUGACAGUAGGGGGCAGCAGUGACCAGAUCGACGUUUUCACCAACCUAUCAUACAGGGCCUUCUCGCUUUCCUUUUGAUGCACUUCCAUCCUCGCACCUCCGCCACCUACUUAAAAUGCAUCCCUGUCUGAAGUGUCCGGGGGAAUUUGUUUUUUAUAAUAAAGAUUUGUUGGCCAUUUUGUAGAA
This is a messenger RNA of Brienomyrus brachyistius, 1205 nucleotides long. RefSeq names its product THO complex 6 (gene thoc6). The record is from RefSeq and is a predicted model, not a curated record. Gene Ontology annotation, cellular component: THO complex; transcription export complex. Gene Ontology annotation, molecular function: protein binding. Lineage: Eukaryota; Metazoa; Chordata; Actinopteri; Osteoglossiformes; Mormyridae. Bases 126 to 1097 code for a protein of 323 amino acids. The transcript has 13 exons. Gene Ontology annotation, biological process: mRNA export from nucleus.